This is a messenger RNA of Amphimedon queenslandica, 1022 nucleotides long. RefSeq lists its product as uncharacterized. The record is from RefSeq and is a predicted model, not a curated record. The transcript has 5 exons. Lineage: Eukaryota; Metazoa; Porifera; Demospongiae; Haplosclerida; Niphatidae. Bases 144 to 1022 code for a protein of 292 amino acids.
UUUUAAAUUUUUGUCGUCAAAACAUCAUCUAUCAUAAGGAAUAGGUUUGUGUUUUUACAAUCCAAAGUAAAAUUCUCUAUAAGGAUUUAAACCAUAAAUUAUUGGCCUUGCCCACGCUUUGCAUAGAUAUAGUCGUGUUGUUCAUGCAUGAUCGUUUUGCUGUUUAUAUAAGGGCACUUGUUUUUACUUUUGCAUGCUAUAGCUAUAGCAGAGAAAUGUCCUUGCUGACAGUGGUUGCCUUCUUGUUGAGUGUCAGUGAAGUUACUAGUCAAUGUCCACCUUCCUCAGGUAUUUACCUGAUGCAUAAUGGAGAUUGCUAUCCUAAUGGAUCAUAUUUUUAUGAUGAUGACAUUAGACCAGAACAACUUAAAUGUACAUUACCUGGUUUUACUCUAAAUGGUGGAGAGUGGGUUACUCCUAAUGGCUCAUCCAUAUAUUGCAGUACUGAUCCUCUUCGUUGUGAUGUUGUAUCUGCACCUAAUGCAACAAUCAGUCUUUACAUACCUACUGGCCAAGAUAUAUCCCCAUCUGAUGAUGGAUGGUAUAAGUGUUGUCUACCUACUAGUUGUUCAGAUACAAGCACUAACAUCAUUUUUGCUAAUAUAUUUAGAUGGGGACAAAUUGAAGAUACUAGAGUUGACCUUCCUUCAGAUGUUACAGUUCUACCUCAAACAUAUACACUACAUGCCAUUAAAAUUGGCCAUCAAAACCAACUCAAUACAAAUUAUGCUGAUUGGUACUACUAUAAUGAGUCUAGUGGUACUAGUACUAAACUCUGCAGAGGAUAUAAUGAUGAGUACAGUUGUAGUAUUGGCAAUGGAAUGAAAGUAAAUUACGGCAAUGGGAGAUAUGAUUAUACUCUUACUCUUACUUGGAAUGAAGAGAAUAUUACUAGUGGGGUAUCAAGUAACUACUAUAAUCGUGUAUAUAUGUUUCAUUUAGAAGUUGGUCUUGCUACAAGAUAUCGUUACAUUACAGUCAAAGUUCCGGCCACUGCUCCCUCUUCUCUUACUUCACACUGA